This is a messenger RNA of Tachyglossus aculeatus (Australian echidna), 5907 nucleotides long. It is a transcript of the gene DNAJC3, whose product is annotated as DnaJ heat shock protein family (Hsp40) member C3. Bases 34 to 1548 code for a protein of 504 amino acids. Lineage: Eukaryota; Metazoa; Chordata; Mammalia; Monotremata; Tachyglossidae. Gene Ontology annotation, biological process: protein folding in endoplasmic reticulum. The transcript is spliced from 12 exons. The record is from RefSeq and is a predicted model, not a curated record. Gene Ontology annotation, cellular component: endoplasmic reticulum. Gene Ontology annotation, molecular function: protein-folding chaperone binding; misfolded protein binding.
CGGAGUGCUAGGCCCCAUCGGCCCCCAUCGGCCAUGGUGUCCCCCGGCUCCCUGUCCAACCGCCUGGGCUCCGUCUUCCCCUUCCUGCUGGUGCUCGUCGAUCUGCAGUACGAAGGUGCUGAAUGUGGAAUAAAUGCAGAUGUAGAAAAGCAUCUUGAAAUGGGGAAGAAAUUAUUGGCAGCUGGACAGCUAGCUGAUGCCUUAUCUCAGUUUCAUGCUGCUGUAGAUGGUGAUCCUGAUAACUACAUUGCCUAUUAUCGAAGAGCUACUGUGUAUCUAGCCAUGGGCAAAUCGAAAGCAGCAAUUCCUGAUCUAAGUAAAGUGAUUGAGCUGAAGAUGGAUUUCACUUCAGCAAGAUUACAGAGAGGACACUUGCUUCUUAAACAAGGAAAACUCGAUGAAGCAGAAGAUGAUUUUAAAAAAGUGCUCAAGUCUAAUCCCAGUGAGAAUGAAGAAAGGGAAGCCCAGUCUCAGUUGGUGAAAUCUGAUGAAAUGCAACGCCUUCGCUCCCAAGCACUUGCCGCUUAUGAUGAAGAAGACUACUCAGAUGCUAUAAAAUCCCUUGAUUCUAUUCUAGAGGUUUGUGUUUGGGAUGCAGAGCUGCGGGAACUUCGGGCCGAAUGCCUUAUAAAGGAAGGGGAACCUGGCAAAGCGAUUGCUGACUUAAAAGCUGCUUCCAAACUGAAGAACGAUAACACUGAGGCUUUUUAUAAAAUCAGCACAAUAUAUUACCAACUGGGAGAUCAUGAGCUGUCACUCAGUGAAGUCCGGGAGUGUUUGAAACUUGACCAGGAUCAUAAGAGGUGUUUUGCACAUUAUAAGCAAGUAAAGAAACUUAAUAAGAUGAUUGAGUCAGCAGAAGAACUCAUCAAAGAAGGCAGAUACACAGAUGCUAUCAGCAAAUAUGAGUCUGUAAUGAAAACAGAGCCAAAUGUUGCCAUUUAUACCACUCGCUCAAAGGAAAGAAUCUGCCACUGCUAUUCAAAGGAUGAGAAACCUGUUGAGGCUAUCAAAGAGUGCUCAGAAGUUCUCCAGCUAGAACCCACCAAUGUGAAUGCUCUAAAAGAUAGAGCCGAGGCCUAUUUAAUAGAAGAAAUGUAUGAUGAAGCUAUUCAGGAUUAUGAAACUGCUCAGGAACACAAUGAAAAUGAUCAGCAGAUUCGGGAAGGUCUAGAGAAAGCACAGAAGCUAUUGAAGCAGUCUCAGAAAAGAGAUUAUUACAAAAUCCUGGGAGUAAAAAGAAAUGCAAAGAAACAAGAAAUCAUUAAAGCAUACAGGAAGUUAGCGCUACAGUGGCAUCCAGAUAACUUCCAGAAUGAAGAAGAAAAGAAAAAAGCAGAGAAAAAAUUCAUUGACAUAGCAGCUGCUAAAGAAGUCCUUUCUGAUCCAGAAAUGAGGAAGAAAUUUGAUGAAGGAGAAGACCCGUUGGAUGCAGAGAGUCAACAAGGCGGUGGUGGAAAUCCCUUCCACAGGAGCUGGAACUCAUGGCAAGGCUUUAAUCCCUUCAGUUCAGGAGGACCGUUUCGAUUUAAAUUCCACUUCAAUUGAAAUUGAGUUUUUUUUUUUCCCUGCUGCUGCCCCUCCUCUUCUUAAUUCUUUUUUUUAAAUUAAAAAAAAACCUUAUUUCAGGACCCCAACUCAAUUUUUAAAUCCUUCUGUUGUCCCUAACCAAAGAAUUGUGUCGUUAGGAAGAAUCGAUGUUGGUUCAUUCUGGACAUCUCAGAUUGGACAGUUUGGGGAGGCUGUAGUUUCAGUUGGGUAAGAGCAGCCGAGGUGGGAUUUUCCAGGCUACUCAUGGGUGGGGUGGCACCCGGCCCCCAAGGAAACACAAACACAGUGCCAGUUUUUCUGCAUCGGAGCGUUUGGAAUCCCGACUCUGGUCACCAAGUGAGCAAUCGUGGUGCCCUGGUUGGGAGAGGUGAGGAGGUGGUGGUCUUAUGUUUAAAUCUGUGGAGGCACACACAGACAAACCAAACAACCCAGCUACCAUCGCUGGAAGAUCGGCUCAUAUUUCAGUAUUCUUAAAGGGAAAGAUGAUGGAUUAGACCAAAUUCUGAACUUCAUUGUUCUGCUGGCCGUCUUGUCUCAGGCAUUGUCUGAGGGGAGCAUCUAAUGGUGUUUUGAACAGGCAAACAGAGCAGUUAAUGGUUUCUAUAGUGUCUGCUUAGUAAUAUGAGCAUCCUUUUGACUGCAUUCAGUGGAAAUUAUGUUUCUCUUGUAUGAUCAUCACGGCUGUCAGUAGGGAAAUGAAAAAUUUCCUCAUCUGGAACACUUGCUACGGACAUAUCUAUGAAUUAGUUUGAAUUAGGCUUUUUGAUUGGGGUUUAACCACCUUUUUUAUUCUUUUGCUCAGCAGGUGGGCGAGAUUUGUUCAGGACAGUUUUAUUAGGAGACCACCUGGCACUUCAUUUAACUUAAAAUCAGAACCCUACAGUCAACCUAAUGGAGAUAAUCCAUUGCUGAAAAUUGUCUUUCUGAGAUGUAGCAGGAUUCUUUAAAGUAAUAGAAAGUACUUGGAAGCUGAAAGAAAAUGUAUUCCAUCCCCUAAGUUCCUAUGUGCUUUAAACGUUACGUCCCCAGAAUUUGUUUAGGAAUUUAAAGUGGCCUAUUAAGGAUCUGUGGGCCUAAGGAGUAAUCUCUCACUUCUCUUAACCCCUCCGGAAUGAAUUUUCCUUUGGUGCCAGGAGCAGACAGGUCUGAUGGCUGGAUUUCAAUGAACAUUACUCUGCUCUGUUCACUAGGCAGUGUAUCAGUUCCUUGUCAGAUGUCGAGAGUUCAGACAUCACAUGUUUGGCUAAAGCAAUGCAAGGUCUCCCAGCUGAGCCACUGUCAGGAUUAGAAAAAAGAAUUGCAAAGUUGAUCAAAUCUGAGGUUGGUAGUGUCCUCGGUGACCUUUCCCCUAUCAAGUUCCUUAGGAGACACUGUUCAGGUUUUAGCAAGUUCAGUUUUUGUAUGUUACAAGAAUCGGGAUCGAUCUUAACCUGGGGAUUACUUAAAUAAGAGCACUGUCUCUAUUAAAGGAGUUCCAGGAAUACCUUUGAAGCAAAAGCAGCUGCUUCUGUGAAUGAGCCGAAAACCAAUUCAGUCCUUCCCAGCCAGGUGGUCAGGAGCCAUUGGGAAAUUGACCCUUAUGGAGACCAAGUUUUUUCAGAGCUGUGGAUGUUGAAUCAAGAGCGCUAAUCAAUUAGAAAGUAAGGUUUUUGUAUUGAAGCCAGCAUUAAUCCAAGCACAAAAUCCUGUUCCUAAAGGUAACUUUCAGAUUAGGAAGGAGAUGGAAGAUAUCCUUUUUGUUCAUUUCCAACAUUGUUGAAUGUAACUUGACAAAUGAAGUGUUGAAAAUGCACUUUAUAGAAAGUGUUGGUUUUAGCAACUGUUUACCUUUGUUUCUUAUCAGGAUACUUAACAUUACAAAUUGAAAACUAAUUAGCCUUUUCCGUUGUGAUUUUAUUUUGCUGUUUGCUCAUCUGUCUUUUUAAGCAGUCUUAAAUUUUAUUUAUGUAAUGUGAUUCAGAGAGUUCAGUUUACGGUGUAAACUAGAAUUUCUGCCUAGUGAUUCACCCUUCUUUGUGGCUUGAACUCUGCUUGGUUAGACGUUUAAUCUUGCGAAAUGAAGCAUUUUCCACAAUCUCUACCCCACCGCUCCCCCCCCCGCCCCGGUCCACUGAGUUUGGCAUGGUGUAGAUUGAUUCUGGUUGGCAUCAAACAAGUCUGUGCAUUUGUUGGCAAGUCAGGAAAAGGCGCUUAACAAAUCUUGCCUCAUUCCAUUGGAGGAACGAAUGAAUGAAGAGGAUGCAAGCAUGUGGGGAGGACUUAGCCAACGAGUACCCGAGAUGAUCAGGGAGAAGAGUCUCUCAGGGGAGAUGGUAGGCCUCUGGCUUCAACCUUCAUCUGAUUUCCACUAAUUCAGAGGUCGGGAACCCCUAGCCUGUAGUCAUUCCCCCAGCGUGUGCAAUAGGAGAUCUACUCGAUCACCAAAACAAAUACAGAGGAAAUCCUUUCAAUUGAACCCUUUCCGUCAAAUGUUCAGUGCCAACUCUAUAGAAGAAGUGUGAGGUUGAGCUCGGGCAGCAUCCCUGCUAAUUUAGGAAAAAGCAAAUUGUCCCUGAAGUUCUGAAUCUGCUCGGAGAGCUAUAUGGGGCCUGCUAGGGUCAUCCUGCCUCGAAGACUUCGGUCCACCAUUUCCCCCUAUUUCUGAUCAGGAGCUGCCCCCAGCUGCCCAAAGUACAAAGGUCAUGGCAUUCGUCAUGAGAGGAAGCAUUGUGCUCUGGUGAGAAGGGCAUUAGCUAAAGUUGACUUUAUUUUACGCCACUUCCUUGGAACCCGCUGGCUGCUAUCUCCCCAAACUCUCUUCAGUUUUGCAGGGGGAACAGACAAGCCCGUGCAAAAUAGUGUUCUCGAAGCCUUGGAAGAGAUGCUCUGUUCCCUCGUUAUUUUGUGUUCCUGUUCUGAAAUUCAUGCUUCUCUUUAUUAAUGAGCCCCUGAAGUUGCUUCUGUUUGCAGUGGUGGAGCCUCCUGGGACUACUGGGAGACAAUAUCUGUAAAAAGUAUUAAAUACUUCAUUCUAUACCAGUGGUGGAAAAAAAUUGGUUCCUAAAGGGCAGUCUUAAAAGCAGUUCAUAUCUGAAGUCUGAGAAGUUGUUACAAUUUGUUCUUUUUACCAUGAAUAAAUGAAAACUUGAUCAUAAUUUGAGCAGCCUUCUUUGGUGAGUACCAUAUAACUGUAUAUUGACAAUAACCAGCUUCCAAUGUACUUUAGAAGUAAAAAAAAAAUAGCUAUGGAUUAGAACAGUAUUAAACUUUGUGUGGCUUUGUCAGUAUAGAAAGCAGCUUGGGAGUUUGUUGACAAAGUGGGUUGAAGAUUGCCUUUUGUCCAUUUUCCCAAUGAUGUCUGCCCCAAAGAGAAUGUCCAAAGAUGUCCAUUAGAAGAAUGAAAUCUAAAGGUAGUCACAGUUUAUUCAUGGGGACAAGUGAAAUAUUUUCACCUUUUGAGAAGAUUUGGCCAAGUGAAUAGUUUUCUAUAGAGAGAGAAUGUGUGAGUGUGUGUGUGCGUGUGUGCAUGCAUGCGUGCGGUACGUCCAUCUGUCCAGAAUGGAAAUCUCUAGUUGGUCAGUUUUCAAGCCUUUCUUUGACACUGCAUUUUAUGCAGCUUCAUGAAAUGAGUCACUCUGGGCUUAGCUCUCUCCCAUAGCCAGCAUUUCUAAACCACCAGAUUGUUUGAACUGAAAUGUUUUUUUCUCCAUCUACAUCAUGGUUUCUUUCUUCCCAGAACAUGUGUUUGCCAACCUAUAAGCAAACAGUGCAGUACUCAGAUGAAGAAAUGGAAUAGAGCGGUGUAGUGUUGAUGAGUAUAGUUGCUUUUUCCAUGUUCAGAAAAAGAGCAAGUGCUCUUUCAGCUGUGACUAAUAUCUCCUUAGCAAUUUAAAUCAAAUGACUUCUGAUGCCUACCCCUAUUAGUGACAUGGAGUUUAUUACUUAAUUUGAAUGGGAUGGUAGUGGUUAAGGUUAAAUCAGUCUUUUUUUGGGAUUGUUCUGCUUACAGCCUCUGGCUUAAGGUAAAUUAGUCACUCUGCAUUGGGAGUAACAAGUUUUGCUGCCUUUGUCUACCUACUAUUCUGUUUAUUUCAACUUCUGCCCAUUAUGAAAGGGAUAGAUGGUAGGAGGGUAGAGCUAGGAGAAUGGAGGUCUUUCUCAAUGUUAAAUUAAAGUAUGAUCCAUGCCCUAAAGCUAGUGUCAUGCUUCUUGAAUGAGGCAAAACUUUAGCCUAAGUAAGCAACUCAAUAUCUUAGAAGGUUUUAUACGAAAAAGUAACCUAAGACUCAUUGACAUGGGUGUCAAGACAUGUCUCCAAAUGUAGGUACUAUUUUUAUGCCAGUGUAUUUUCACAUUUAAUAAAAAUAUUUAUGGCGA